Messenger RNA from Truncatella angustata, 2163 nucleotides. Its product is annotated as mitochondrial carrier domain-containing protein. Lineage: Eukaryota; Fungi; Ascomycota; Sordariomycetes; Amphisphaeriales; Sporocadaceae. The transcript is spliced from 2 exons. The coding region runs from base 313 to 1812 and encodes 499 amino acids. The record is from RefSeq and is a predicted model, not a curated record.
ACGGCCUGGAAAUUAGGCUAGGGGCGCCAUGGAUUUUCGUCAUGCAGACAAUGAUCUAAUAGUGCUUUGAUUUUGGUUUUAGCUGACUGACCGUACAGUAGAGCUUUUGUUUGCUUGCUCGCCUGCUUGCUUGAGCUUGCUCUUGGUUAUUUACAGUUGAGCUUUGGUAUCAGCUUGAAUCCAGCGUGUGCCGCCAUACACUGCACACCCACGCCCACGCCCACACACACAUACACAUCCACCUACACACACACACACACACACACCUCACCUCACAUAGCUAUCUUUUGCAGUCACAGCCCUAACAUAGAUAUGACCACACCAACCAGGGACGGCGUCAAUCCCCUGCGCCCGUAUUACAUCCCACCCACGAUAGGAGAGCAGACCGAGUCCAUCCCUCGACAGCCGAAUCCAUUCUCACAUGCAAGUGCCACCGCAGGCGCUUCCAACAGCACAAAGUACGCGUCCAGGGCCCGUGACAUCUUCCCGGAUCUGGACUACAGGGACUAUGUCAACGAUCCUUCGCCCUCCACCAUACAGAGCGUCAAGGAGCUGAUCGAUGAGCUGCUAUGGAAGUACACCAGCGUCUUGAUGGCACAGCCUUUCGAGGUCGCCAAGACGGUUUUGCAGGUCAGGACCCAAGAUGACAUCGAGCUGUUGGAAACGGGUACUUCCUCUUCUUCUUCGUCACAACCGGCGAGCAGACCGAAGAUCCCCAGUCCAAGAGAGUCCAUGUAUGAACAGUAUCCUGAAUCUGACUCGGAUGACGAGCCCUCCUACUUCACAUCAAACGCACCUUACCAAACCCCCACACCUUCCACGCGAUCGCACCGACGGAGAUCAAGUCCAACCGAUUCGCCGAAACCCGCGAGGGCGCCCGACCUGUUGCCACAUCAGCUCAACCUCAAGAGGCCCGACUCAGUACUCGAAGUGAUAUCGCAGCUCUGGUCCAAAGAAAGCGCGUGGGGUGUAUGGAAGGGGUCCAACGCAACAUUUCUCUACACGGUCCUACAGUCUCUUCUGGAAAACUGGUCACGAAGUCUGCUCAGUGCACUUCUCAAUGUUCCCGAUCUGGGAGUCAAGGAUGACGUCGACAGGCUUGUCGACAUCGCAUCACCCUAUCCGUGGGCAUCGUUAUGUGUCGCCGCCACCGCAGCUGUCGCAACCGGCCUCGUGCUUGCGCCUCUGGAUGUCGUGCGCACAAGGUUGUUACUGACCUCAACAAACAACAGCAAGAGACGGACCAUGUCGGCUCUUCGAUCUCUUCCUUCCUGGCUGUGUCCCUCUUCGCUUGUCGCUCCGACGAUCCUGCAUUCUCUGGUUCACCCAUUGAUCACCCUUUCGACACCGCUCGUUCUGCGCUCGCAGUUUCUGAUCGACAAGCAGCUCUCGCCCACUACCUUCUCCGUCGCCAAGUUCUGCACCUCGUGCGUGUCGCUCUUCGUAAAGCUACCGCUCGAGACAGUCCUACGACGUGGUCAGGCUUCCGUGUUCACGCAGCCGGCAUAUGUGCGAGCGUUGGACAAGUCAGGCGGUCCCGACACCAUCGUACACGCUGGUUCGUACAACGGCGUGGUCGGCACCAUGUACACCAUCAUCGCCGAGGAGGGGUCACGUGUUCUUCCCUUGCCAGCCAAGGCAGUCUCUGCCGCCAAGAACAAGAAGGGCAAACCGGCCAAGAUUGGCGAGACAGUAUACAAAAGAGGCCAAGGCGUAGGGGGACUAUGGAGGGGAUGGAAAGUCAGUUGGUGGGGACUGGUUGGGUUAUGGACUGCUGGCGUCGUGGGCGGUGGUGGCGAAGGCGAGUUCUAGGCUGGAUGUGGACUGUACAGCCGUUGGUACACCACGUCGUGAUUCUCGGUAUAAUAUUUGGUUUGCGGUGUGGGCAAGAGCGCUAAUGAGUUAUGGCAUGAUAUCCCCAUUCUUCCUGUACGUAUUGGUCCAGAGACCUGUAUCACAUAUACUUCUUCAACUCUUCAUUGUACUGAACUGGGAAACUUGAUAUGAUGUAAGCCUGGCCCUAACCCCCCUACGACAAUUGGUGCCGGAUCCAAUGUGAGGUAGUCCUAGUAUACAAUUCGUUUGCGGUACUCUAUAAUAUACAGAUAUCAUGUCUAGGACCCCAGGGAGGAAUCCUAGGGUUGGGAGGGCCAUGAAAUCAAC